AUGGAGGUAAUGGAAGUGUUGGAGCUGAGGAGAGCUCGGAACCCGUUUCAGGGAAAUGGAGGUAGAGAAAAUCUUCGUGGCAAAAGUCGACGUGAGGAUUUGAUAGCCGACAGGGUCGGCGGUGGUGACGAGGUGAGGUUCAUAUCUGCAACGGUGAGGUCGCGAUCGGUGGUGUUGUGUUAUGGCGGAGAUGGAGCAAUGGAUGCUCGAAGACGUAGUAUCGCUUUAUCGACGUUAUGCCUUCGUAUUUCGCAUUAUGGUCGUCGUUUCAAUAUGUUCCUCAUUAACGGUAAUAUGAUACUCUCCUGCUUCUCCUGUGUAUUCGAUCUGCAAUGCGUUGAUGAUUAA
Molecule: messenger RNA, 348 nt
Organism: Haemonchus placei
Lineage: Eukaryota; Metazoa; Nematoda; Chromadorea; Rhabditida; Trichostrongylidae
Source: the annotation of a GenBank genome assembly